This is a messenger RNA of Helianthus annuus (common sunflower), 1061 nucleotides long. RefSeq names its product ethylene-responsive transcription factor 11. Bases 64 to 903 code for a protein of 279 amino acids. The transcript has a single exon. Gene Ontology annotation, biological process: regulation of DNA-templated transcription. NCBI's taxonomy places the organism in Eukaryota, Viridiplantae, Streptophyta, Magnoliopsida, Asterales, Asteraceae. The record is from RefSeq and is a predicted model, not a curated record. Gene Ontology annotation, molecular function: DNA-binding transcription factor activity; DNA binding.
AAAAUUAGUGACACAAGUUUUAUUCUUCUUCUUCAUAUUAUCUUUUUGGUUAAAUUUUAUAUAAUGAUCAUGCCAGCGUCUGAAACUACGAAAAAUGUAACUACCACUACCACUACCACCACCACUGCAGUCACCACCACAAAUACCAUGAAAGGUAUGCGAAAAUUCGUUGGGGUCAGGCAAAGGCCAUCAGGAAGGUGGGUGGCUGAAAUCAAAGAUUCAUCCCAAAAGGUGCGGUUAUGGCUCGGUACUUAUGACACCCCUGAAGAAGCGGCUCAAGCCUAUGACGAAGCGGCUAGAGCCUUGAGAGGUGAACACACGAGAACCAACUUUGCGCCUAUGCUAAAUAGUUCAUUGUCAGGAUCAGAUUCAAGACGCGCACUUAGCUUUUCUUCAUUAAAAGCGAGGCUAAGCAAGAACCUACAAAGCAUCAUGGCGCGAACGACUGAGAAUAAGUCGUCACCGAAAAGUAGGGUAAGCGAUCAUUUCACUUUCGCGAGUAUAUUCAACUUCAAAGGGAAUUACCAAUAUCAAAACCAAAACCAAAACAACGUUGCUAGUGACAUAGAAAAAAUAGUACAACCUAGUGUGAUUGUGCCAUCACAAACGUUGACGGAUUAUGAAGUUGCUACAACUUAUAAUUCAUCAUGGGACAACUCAAGCGUGUCGGAUUGUAGCAAUGAUUGGAUGGGGUUUUCUGCUACACAACACGGUUUAGAUUCGGAUGGGUCUGAUAUCGGUGAAGGUAGUUAUUUUGGAGACCAAAUGAUUGGAGGGUGGAUAAGUAGCCCCGACACUAGCGAGGGUGGGUCGAGGAGUAAAAGGUUUAAGGUUUCAUCAUCGGUUUUGGUUCCUCCAAAGUUCAAUGAUCCGGUUAACAACGAGUCGCCUUUUCCAUGGUGAGGUCGAGUUUGAAAUGAAACUAAUGGAAGUUUACAAGAAGCUCAAAAGGGUUUCUCUUGUUUUAGCCUCCUUUAUGUUAUACGUUAUGAAUGUCUAUGUAAAAAAAAUACAAUUAUGUUUUUUACCUUAUGAUAAUAUAAAAAUAUCUUAGUUUACUA